CCGAUCAGGCACGUGUCUCGCACACAUUCUAGUGCCAUUCCCACCCUCUGCCUUUGCAGCCACUGUUCUAGACUCUCAACCGAUACCUCAUCCACAUCCACCAGCCCAUUGCUCCAAUUAUCCCUGGGCUCACUACAUCGAUGGCCGAAGCUUCAACCGACAAUUCUCCAACCCUUGCUGAGCAAUACUCUGUGAACGAUAAAGAGGAGAAAAAAGAUGUAGGCAGUAAACCUGUGGAAGUUAAAGAAGUUGAAAAUCCUAAGGAGGCUUCUUCUGAGGAAUUUGUUGCUGAGAAAACUGUGAAAACAUCCACUGCACCUGCUAAAGAAAGUAGUGAAGUUGCCCCAGUGGCAGAAGAAAGUGCUGAGCCCAAUUCUGCUGCUUCUGAAGAGAGCAAUGAUGUAACUACAGAGCAUAGUAAUGGAAACACUGGAGAAGAAAACUCUGGUGAUCAAGAAGCAGCGGAAGAGACUCCAGAAAUUAAGCUUGAGACUGCUCCAGCUGAUUUCCGUUUUCCAACUACAAAUCAAACAAGGCAUUGCUUUACCCGAUAUGUUGAAUAUCACCGCUGCAUAGCUGCAAAACGGGAGGGUGCACCAGAAUGCGAGAAGUUUGCAAAGUAUUAUCGUUCUCUCUGCCCUGGUGAAUGGAUUGACAGGUGGAAUGAACAAAGGGAAAACGGAACAUUUCCAGGUCCUCUGUAGCCGAUGUUUGUCUGAAAUGGCUGGCACAAUUUGCUUGUCCUUGUUACAUUAAAAUUUCUGUUCUGCCGAGAGAGAAACUCUCAUGCCUCACAGGAGGUUUAAUUCAACACACUGGGUUAAUAAUAAAUUUUGGCUAUUUAUUCGAAGUAGCUUGAGUUGGAUGCGGAUGCUUCUAUUAUUUAUAGAGUUGUUUUCUGCCA
This is a messenger RNA of Prosopis cineraria, 904 nucleotides long. RefSeq names its product cytochrome c oxidase subunit 6b-1-like. The transcript has 5 exons. The record is from RefSeq and is a predicted model, not a curated record. Gene Ontology annotation, cellular component: respiratory chain complex IV; mitochondrion. Lineage: Eukaryota; Viridiplantae; Streptophyta; Magnoliopsida; Fabales; Fabaceae. The coding region runs from base 141 to 704 and encodes 187 amino acids.